This is a messenger RNA of Lodderomyces parapsilosis, 1194 nucleotides long. Its product is annotated as glycosylphosphatidylinositol-alpha 1,4 mannosyltransferase I. Gene Ontology annotation, biological process: GPI anchor biosynthetic process. Gene Ontology annotation, molecular function: GPI mannosyltransferase activity; alpha-1,4-mannosyltransferase activity. The record is from RefSeq and is a predicted model, not a curated record. NCBI's taxonomy places the organism in Eukaryota, Fungi, Ascomycota, Pichiomycetes, Serinales, Debaryomycetaceae. Gene Ontology annotation, cellular component: glycosylphosphatidylinositol-mannosyltransferase I complex; membrane. The transcript has a single exon. Bases 1 to 1194 code for a protein of 397 amino acids.
AUGGUUACUUUAUCUGGAAUAAUUGCGUUGGCAAUUGUACUCCGAAUAGGAUUCUUCUUAUUUGGAUUGUAUCAAGAUGAGCAUAUGCCAGUAAAAUAUACCGACAUUGACUACUUGGUGUUUUCUGAUGCCUCACGUUAUGUUUUCCAAGGACAAUCGCCAUAUCUUCGAGAAACUUACCGGUAUACACCGUUACUAGCAAUGAUGCUCACACCAAACAAUUGGGGGCCCGCUUGGUGUAGCUUUGGGAAGGUAUUGUUCAUGAUGGGUGAUUUAGUGACUGGAGUUUUGAUUGCGAAAUUGUUAGCCAAGGAUAAAACUUUAUCAAAGUCCAAGUGGCUCAUUUUGUCAUCACUAUGGCUUUUAAACCCCAUGGUUAUUACAAUAAGUACACGUGGAUCUUCGGAGAGUAUCUUGACGGUUCUAAUUAUGCUUUCGUUGUACUACUUGAUUGAAUAUGGAAACAUUUUAGCAUCGGCAUUUUGGCUCGGGUUGGCAAUUCAUUUCAAGAUAUAUCCGAUAAUCUACUUACCAAGCAUUUUGUUCUACUUGACAAAUAGCUCACAACCGAUUGUUAAUUACCCCGUGAUCAAAUUGGUUAAUGUCCGGAAUAUCAAGUAUGCUACCUAUACUAUUGCUACAUUGUUGUUGUUCAAUGGAUUGAUGUACUUGCUAUAUGGACAAGAGUUUCUUGAUCAUUCGUACUUAUACCACAUUGUAAGAAUUGAUCAUAGACACAAUUUUUCAGUCUAUAAUAUGGUAUUAUACUACAAAUCAGCAUUGACUACCGCCUCAUCUAGUACCGAUAUCGAGACGUUAGCAUUUAUUCCACAACUUUUGCUAUCAGGCGUCAUAAUCCCCUUGAUAUUCGCCAAGAAGGAUUUGCUUUCAUGCUUAUUUAUACAGACAUUCACAUUUGUCACGUUCAACAAGGUCAUUACAUCGCAGUAUUUUAUUUGGUUUUUGAUCUUUCUUCCUCAUUUCUUAUCCAAGUCGAAUCUACUUCAUACUAGACGCUUCCAUGGGAUAUUUGUGUUGACGCUUUGGAUUGUUUCGCAAGGGUGUUGGCUUUACAAUGCUUAUCGCUUGGAGUUUUUGGGAGAGAAUACACUUGAUUAUGCAUUGUUCAACUCAUCAUUAUUCUUCUUUUUGAGUAACUGUAUAUGCAUUGGUGAGUUUAUUAAAAGUUUAUAG